Messenger RNA from Lodderomyces theae, 1656 nucleotides. RefSeq lists its product as uncharacterized. The coding region runs from base 1 to 1656 and encodes 551 amino acids. The transcript has a single exon. NCBI's taxonomy places the organism in Eukaryota, Fungi, Ascomycota, Pichiomycetes, Serinales, Debaryomycetaceae. The record is from RefSeq and is a predicted model, not a curated record.
AUGAGCAGCGGUGAGCCCAUUCAGAUUGAGCCUGACAACUUCUGUGAGGGAAUAAUAAUCGGCGGUGGAACGUGCGGAUUAGCCGUGGCCUCACGGUUGUGCGAAAACCAUCCUGGUUCAUUAUUCACCGAGGAUGAACACCAGCGUUUCCAUUGGUUAAAGCAACGCGGUCACAAGACAAACAAAGUGAAAAGCAAUCAAAGGUUCGACUACAACAAGUUUUUACCAAAGGAUUUAUUGGUUAUUGACUCGAGGGGAGACAAGUUCAUGUCUCAAUGGAAAGCCCAAUUUGAGGCCUGUCAGAUUCCGUACUUACGAUCUCCAAUGUUUUUCCAUGUUGACCCUAGUGACAUCGAUGGUAUGAUUAGUUAUGCCCAUAUCAACCAAAGAGAGAAUGAAUUGAUGGAGAUUACCAAUGUUGUGGGGAAAGAGUUUUCCAAACAUCAGCAAAAGCGUAUCAAACAGAAGUUGAAGCAAAAUGAGGGUAUUGUGGAUAUCAAUAUGCGUGAUUGGAAAGAUUACUAUCGGCCAUCGACAAAGUUAUUCCAUGAUUAUUGUGGUGAAGUUGUUGAAAGGUAUGGGUUGGCAAACAGUAUCGUCAAGGAUGAAGUCGUGGAUGUGGAAUAUAAGCUUAUUCAAUGUGGUGAAGACUCAGGCAAAGGUUUCAUUGUUCGCACAAGAUCGGGUAAGGUGUACGGAUGCAAAUUUGCAGUUGUUGCAAGUGGACACAGAGGGAAGAUAAAUUAUCCACUUCCAAUUUGUCCCAACCCACAAUAUCCGCAUGGCUCAUGCCACACAACACACUUGUUUUCAAAUGAAGUCAAGUUUCUUGGUCAGCAAUAUUUUACCAACCCCAGCCGUAAAAACAUUGUGAUUAUUGGUGGUGGUUUGACUCUGGCACAGUUAGCCCACGUAGCAUGUCAGGAUCCAUCUGUGGCUAACGUGUGUCUUGUGUUUCGCUCGAGAAUCAAGAUUAAACACUUUGAUUUUCAUCUUGACUGGGUAGCAAAGUACAAAAAUGUCAAGAAAUCGAGUUUUUACAAUUUGGAAACGAACGAGUUAAGGUAUGAAAUGACAAACGAUGCAAGGGAAGGUGGUUCUAUAAACCCAGAGUAUUAUAAGAAGUUGAAAACCCACGACAAGUCAGGCCGGUUGAAAUGGUUAAUAGAAACCCAGAUUGUGGAUCAAGUUUGGGAGGGGAAUGCUUGGAAUUUGCAGUUGAAAAACAAAAAGGGUGAAGCUAUUGCUUUGGAGAAAGUUGACUACAUUUACUACGCCACGGGUGUUCAGGCUGACGUGGGGUCUUUGCCGUUUUUGCAAACUAUGUUUGACACGCACCCAAUUGAUGUUUGCAAAGGAUACCCAGCAAUCACAGACAACUUGCAGUGGAACAAAGACAUUCCGUUAUACGUGGUGGGGAAAAACGCAGUGCUACAAGUGGGUCCCACCUCUGCCAACCUCGAUGGUGCCAGACUUGGUGCAGAGAGAAUUGGAUGGCAUUUACAAAAUAUGAAGUUGCAAGGUGAAUUUAACUGGUCACCAGUUAAAGUCGUCACAAAGAGUGACACUGCAGAACAGAUGAACACAUUUGAAAAACGCCUACAAUUAGCAGGUGGGCUGAUCAAUUGGUUUGAACUUCUUGAAUUCGAAAAAUAA